AUGACAGAGGACCAGUUAUACUGCGAGAAGUGCGGAUUUCCACCUGAAUAUUGCGAGUAUUCAUCUGCUUGCACAGCAACAAAGAAAGAGCCACAAUUAAAGCCAGAUACAAAGAUUAUUGUGACAACAAAAAGGGUCUCUGGGAACAAGAAAGUGACUCUUGUGAAAAACCUUCACCUUCUGAUGAAUAGCACCAAGAUGAAAGAACUCGCCAAAAAGUGCUCAAAAACAAUUGCAUGUGGAUCUACCCUUAUAAAGAACGGGAGUGGCUCAGAAGAUAUAUCUGUCCAGACAUCAGAAGACUACAGAGUAAUAGAAAUCCUUGUUAAAGCAGGCAUACCAAGUGAUCGCAUAGACAGGAUAGUAAAAUAA
Molecule: messenger RNA, 372 nt
Organism: Nematocida ausubeli
Lineage: Eukaryota; Fungi; Microsporidia
Exons: 1
Coding region: 1-372 (123 amino acids)
Biological process (GO): formation of translation preinitiation complex; translation reinitiation
Molecular function (GO): mRNA binding; translation initiation factor activity
Source: RefSeq, a predicted model, not a curated record